Messenger RNA from Notolabrus celidotus (New Zealand spotty), 1676 nucleotides. RefSeq lists its product as uncharacterized. Lineage: Eukaryota; Metazoa; Chordata; Actinopteri; Labriformes; Labridae. The transcript is spliced from 7 exons. The record is from RefSeq and is a predicted model, not a curated record. Bases 34 to 1104 code for a protein of 356 amino acids.
CGUUUCGUGACGUCACGUCUCUCUGGACGAAAUAUGAUGCUGCAGCUGGUGCACGUGGUCUGUUGUUUACUUCUUCCAGGAACAUUGGAAGCGCUGUUGAGGAGGAGAGGAAGACGAGAGGGAGGGGGAGGGAGAAUUGUGAAACAGCUUUCCUGGAUAGAGUUACAUUACUCAGCAUUUGUUCAGUCAGAGAGAUUAUCGUCGCGAGUAUGUCGAGCUGAAUUUCCCCUGUUUUUCCUCUUGAAAAGGCUCUUCACGCAGCGCGAGACUGCAACAACCAAAAUGCCUCAACUAGGAAACCUGUUAACCCAGUUUCAUCUCAGCUCCAAACCCUCAGAAAGUCCAGGGCAACACGCACAACAGACUCCAACACUCCCUGAUUUUUUACAACAUGUCAGGAAACUCACCGGGCUGAGAAAUGAAGAUAUUUACAGCAACUUGCGUAUUCCCAACCAGCUAAAAAGCACCAAAGAUGACAUCAACGUUGUUAUCCUCACAGGUCAUGGGAUCUUCUGCGUAGAUAUAAAACCCUGGAGAGGCACAGUGUCUGCUCACAACCAAAACUGGCAAGUGAAAGUGAAAGAAGAGGACCAAAACUUUACCAAUACUUGCAUCGAGCAGAUUGAAGACCCCCUCAAAGCUAUUGUGACCAAGACGACAAACUUGUGUGGUCAUUUGAAGCGAAGUGGAUUCGCUGUGCGCCAAAGCCUUUUCCUCCCCAGAGUUAUCUUCCUCUCUCCAGACUGUGAGCUGGACGAGGACCUGAGGGAAAAGAGGGAGCUGGUCUCCCACAGCCAGUUAGAUGACUUCCUCAGGUCUUUCAAGGAGGGCUACAUGGCCUGGAUAUCAGACGCACUGACUCCCUCCUGGCUCUCUGGUCAUCUGUCCUACAAGCAGAUGGAGUCAGUACGAGAGGUCCUGAGAGGGGUGGGAACGUGGGACCUGAUGCGGCUGCACUGUGGCGAGCAGCUGAAAGGGGACUAUCAGGGCUGCCAGUUCAUCGCUGUUGAUCGACGGGAGACAGACGUGCUCGAGUUUUCCCGAGUCAAGACCCUGUCAGCUGAUUCGCUGUGGGCUCUGCUGGGACACGCUCCUCAGCACUAAGCCGCUGUGAAGAGUCCCGUGGAGAGAUUCUGCAUCCGUCAAUUUGAGGAUGACUCAAUGUGUUUCCUCCAAAUUCAUCACCCAGCAUGCAAUAGCAGUCACUGUUAAGGGCUCUUCACAUGCUCUUUUGUUAAUUUAGUUAAACAUCAACCAGUAGAGUUCAUGUUUUACACAUUCCUACUUAACACAGGUGGAGAUUGAGUUUCUGUAAAUUUGAAUACAUGUUUAAAAUAAAGCUCCAAACCAUUAAUAUUCAUUAGAAAAUAAUUUCUUUGAAUGCGGAAUGAGUUGUCGACACCCACAGUAGGUUAUACACUCUGUGAUUAAAUAUUUUAUAUUAUACAAUGCAUACAUUAUUUCAACAGCUAGAAGAGUCACAAAGACAAAGAGUGAUCUGCCUUUUGUUGUGGUAAUAAUUAAAAAACAUGUUCUUCUACUGAAGGCAGUGAGAUAGUCGGAAAAGUUGUGUAAUCUUCAAAACGGAGAUGUGAUGCGCUUACUUUAGUAAUGUCUUUGUUUGGUUGAAAAUGAUCAAAUGUGUAAGAAAAAUGUAUUAAAGCUCCAGUGAGUAA